GGGGCAAGAAACACAAACAUGGAAAUAGAGGAACUCGAUGACUACGUGGUGUAACCUUGACGCAUGAUCCUGUCUCGAUUAUGCUACAACCCGAAAUGUCUGGAUAAAUGCUGAGGCGAUGAUGGGACAUAUUCGAAGGCAUGUUUCCAAAGAUCAUGCGUACAGAAAGACGCUUUUGGGCAACAACUCCAUGGAAAGCAUGUUAUUCGUCUCGAGGCGUCACAUUCCGCCGGCGGACCUGAGGCUUUAUGGCGUCUUGGCGAUCCGGAUGUCCUCUGCGAUAAUGUUUCAAGCGGGCGUCCUUUCGCUUGUACACAUUCGUGCAAUUUGGCUCUUCACAUGGGAACAUCUUUCUUAUCCCUCCUGCGCCACCAUGCUGGAUUCUCUUGUGCCUAGCCAAGUUGCCUCUGCGGUAUUCACCGGUGAACUGGGCUUUGCAAUUCCCCAAAUCGCACACCAAGACAGCCGGUGUUUCCGGAGAUGAAGCAUCUGUUGAUGACCUCGACCUUUGGUAAGGCCAUGGCAGACUUGCAUGAAGUCGUUCAGGUCGUC
Westerdykella ornata is the source of this 552-nucleotide messenger RNA. RefSeq lists its product as uncharacterized. The coding region runs from base 119 to 484 and encodes 121 amino acids. NCBI's taxonomy places the organism in Eukaryota, Fungi, Ascomycota, Dothideomycetes, Pleosporales, Sporormiaceae. The transcript has a single exon. The record is from RefSeq and is a predicted model, not a curated record.